AUGCCAUCCACGAAGCAGCAACGUGCCCGCCGUCAGACCGCGCCAUCGGGCCCGCCGCGGAAGCCAACUGCCAGCGAAACACAACCGCGCCUCGAGUCAACACAAGAACAACCUUCCAAUAUUCUCCAAUGGAGCAUCCCGAACUGGAAUAAUGAAUUGGAAUUCUCCCAGUGGCUCAAUGGUGUUAGGGAUGACCUAGUUGAAGAGAGUUAUGACCAAUACCAGAAUUGCCUCGAUGACCUCCAACAAUCGAAGGAGCAUAUUGAUGAAAUAUUGAUGAACACUUUGACUCUCCUUGACGAUCUAUCUAGCCUAUCCGAAUCCUUCAGAUCUGUCGAAUCGCAGACAUCGAACUUCGAGAAGCAAUGUGAGGGUCUUCUGUCAGCACAGGAGCGCGAUACAAAGCUCGCAAAUGGCAUUCAAAACAAUCUUCAUUACUAUGAUUUCUUGGACCCUGCGUCCCGGCGACUCAAUGCUCCAGGCGCUGGAAAUACAGUUCGCGACAGGGAGUUCUCGGACAUGCUCAGGCGCCUUGACGUGUGCUUGGACUACAUGGAAACCCAUCCUGAGCAAAAAGAAGCAGAGGUAUACCGCUCCAGAUACCGGCUUCUCCUCACCCGCGCCCUUACCCUUAUCCGCGGCAAUUUCGUGACUGCUCUCAAAGAUAUCUACCAAAAUGUCUCGAAGAAAGUUUCAGAUCAGAACUUAAAUGAAACAGCUCUGUCGGCACUUCUCUACGCCAAAUUCAGGGUUGGAGCCCCAGAGUUGAAGCAGAUUGGAGUCGAGAUUCAGAAGAGAGCCGUACCACCCUUGAACCCGGAACAGAACAGCGAGGCCGAAUAUCAGAGUCUGAUGAACGAACUACAUAGCAAUUAUUCCGCCACUCGAGCCCGGCUUAUCAUCCCGCUUGUUCGCAAAAAGCUUAUCGAGAUCACACAGACACCCAGUUCAACGAAAGACUUAGUGUCAUUUGCUCGCGCAAGUAUCGGCUACAUUCGCGGCGUCUGUCUAGAUGAAUAUGAUCUAUGGGGUGAAUGGUUCCACGGGCAAGGAGGAUUAUACGACUUUCUCGAGACUAUCUGCGAGCCUCUCUAUGACCACCUUCGCCCUCGAAUCAUCCAUGAGGGUGACAUUGUCAACCUGUGCCAACUCUGCACCUUGCUACAAACCCGGUACUUCCUAGACCCAGAAGAGGAGCCCGAACAUAAUGAUUUAAAUCAACUUGACUUCUCUACUUUGAUCCAACCGGCUUUGCAAGAUGUCCAAUCUCGAUUGGUAUUCCGAGCCCAGGCUGUUCUCCGUGAUGGAAUUGAACGAUACAAGCCUCGCCCCGAAGACAUUGAUUACCCUAUGCACAGCCGACAGAUGUCAUUGACAGUAACCGACACUCAAAUCUCAGGCAAAAAGGACACGACGGCAGCCACAUUGAUCGACAUGACGAAACCUGAUGGCGACGAGACACAAGACAAGGACGGAAAAUGGGACUUUGAAACUCAGACAGCGCUCAAAGGGUGGUAUCCUACCUUGCGCAAGGCAAUUUGGCUUCUCAGUCGUAUCUACCGCCUUGUAAAUUCAACCGUCUUCGACGAUCUUGCACAUAACAUCGUUCACCAAACAACCCUAUCGCUCUACAACGCCAGCAACCUAAUCUCCAAUAGAGCAACCCCAUCAGAUGGACAGCUAUUCCUAAUGGGCCACCUCCUAAUCCUGAAACAACAAAUCGUCGCCUUCGACAUCGAAUACGUCGCUCCAGAAGUCUCCUUCGAUUUCUCCGGCGUCACAAGUACCUUUUGGGAACUCCGCGAACGAGGCGGCCUCUUCAAUCCCCGAAACCUUAUGCGCCUCGUUGGCCACGGUCUUAUCCCCCGCGUUGUGGAGAACAUGCUCGACGCAAAGGUCGAGCUGGACGGGCGUCUUCGCACUGUCAUUAAUGAUUUUAUCAAUGCCUAUGCUGCGCGAAUGACCGCUUCCCUUCCUGCUAAGUUCAUUGAUACGAGGAAUCUCCAGCGUGGAGAACUCAUUCAUCCUACUUGCCGUACCAUUGAGAAAGAAGUUCCUGCACUGAGAAAAUGCUUGAAUGAGUACAUUGACGAUACGCGGAUGAAGGAGACUCUUGUUGGUGCGGUGCAGGAUCGGACGAUCCAGAUUUAUGAGGACUUUUUGGAGAAGUAUGCUUCUUCAGACAAGGCGAAGGGCUUCAUUAGUAAGAAGGGCAAGGGUCGGGAUGAUGCUGUGUGGGAUGUUGAGACCUUUGCUGAGUGGUGUGAGGGUGUUUUCAGAGUUGGGGUUGCGGGUUUACAGACUGAGGAGGUAGAGGAUGAUGAUCCUUCGAGUACAACCUCUUAG
Molecule: messenger RNA, 2346 nt
Organism: Penicillium longicatenatum
Lineage: Eukaryota; Fungi; Ascomycota; Eurotiomycetes; Eurotiales; Aspergillaceae
Product: Golgi transport complex subunit COG3
Exons: 4
Coding region: 1-2346 (781 amino acids)
Biological process (GO): intra-Golgi vesicle-mediated transport; cytoplasm to vacuole targeting by the Cvt pathway; autophagy
Cellular component (GO): COG complex; cis-Golgi network; membrane
Source: RefSeq, a predicted model, not a curated record